Bemisia tabaci is the source of this 1517-nucleotide messenger RNA. NCBI's taxonomy places the organism in Eukaryota, Metazoa, Arthropoda, Insecta, Hemiptera, Aleyrodidae. The record is from RefSeq and is a predicted model, not a curated record.
CCUAAACUGUCUCCAUCAGUAAUAUGAGAUAUCUGAUUUUAAAUAAUCAGCUUAUGAUUUUAAGAACCUUUUUCUCUAAAAAAUCUGUGAAAAAAACAUUGUUACUCGUUAAUUUUUUAUAACUAUCAGAGUUUAACAUUUUGAUAAAAAUGUAGAUUUGCUUUUAUAAAAUCAAGACAAAUCCAUCAAAAUAAUUUUUUGCCUAUGGUCAGUUUCAUUAUCAGCUUCCUCUGUCACUUCCGCCUCUAUAGUCUUAAGGUAUUUUCUCUUGGCCCUUUGUCGGCGUAAGAAUAUCUCUCCAUUCAAUGCAGAUAAACACUGAUUGAUGACUGACUAAUGGCCACAGACACUUUACACACUCAGUCAAAGACUCAAUUUCUUGAGAGUCCCAUUACGUUUUUGAUAAAAGAGGUACUUGAGAAGUGAUAAGCUUUAUUUUGUGAGACACUUCAGUGAGAAGAAAUCAAGCUUAAAAUUAAAACCAAAGAGGAGUUUGUUCAUCACCAUGAAAUCUUUUAUCAGUUACUUUCAUCUACUCUAACUCUCAGAUGUUAUCACCAUUUUGUUCUCACACUGGUGUCUACAGUCAAUCUGUUAAUUCGUGCAGUUCGUUUAAAGUUCAUUUUUGAACUACAAAAUAAUGAUUUCUUUUAAGUGCAUUUGCCUUUUUGCAAGCAUCGCUAUCAUUCAGGCCAACUUGCAAAACCGUAAUGACCUCUAUCACCCCAGGAAAGGUAGUGAAAAUUUGAGAGUAGACCUAAUCAAACCACCUUGCAAAAUUGUAGAAGAACUUCACAGUGAAGAAAUGAGCAACUUGAAUGAUGAACAAAAUCUUGUUGGAGAUGAUCGAAUACCACUUGAUUAUGAUAUAAAUGAAAUAAAAUCUGAGGUCAAAGAAACAAGGUAUAAUGAACCAACUAAUUUUGGGAGCAAAGCUUUAGAUUUCGUCGAAGAUGGCCUCUUCAAUCAUCCUAAUGCUCAAUAUGACUUCCAAGAGUGCAUAAAUGCAAUGGCGAAUAUCGUCGAGGAAGAACGAUUGAUGAAGACAAUAAAAAAUUUGACAAUGGAUGCAAUAAGCAUAAUUUCCAAUGCAUCAGUAAUGAUAGUGGAGUGUCAGGAAAAAAACAGCUUUCCCUCAUGCCUUGUAUCUGCUGUCAAUGAGUUAGGAGCAGCCUUCAUCGGGGUCUCUGAGGACAUUGAGCGUGCUGUGAUGGCAACAGUGGUUCUUACUCAGAAGUUGUAUGAGCAGAUCAAGCUCUGUAUAGGAGGAAAUGAUGUGCCGGUUUCUGCCAUCGUUAAUUUUUUACUACGCCUUACUCAAUCUACUGACAGCACUCACCUAAAGAAUAGUGUUCCCAAUGAAAUUCCAAAAGUUCCUCAGGAACCGUCUCAAAGGCCAGCACAUAAAUGGUACCCCUUUUUGAGGGAACACCGCCACUUUAUUAACCUUUAAUUUUAUAUAAAAAACUAGUCAUUAUUUUUAAGUUUUUUAAUAAAAUACAUUAUUUUAUUAAACA